This is a messenger RNA of Beauveria bassiana ARSEF 2860, 1026 nucleotides long. Its product is annotated as twin-arginine translocation pathway signal. The coding region runs from base 1 to 1026 and encodes 341 amino acids. NCBI's taxonomy places the organism in Eukaryota, Fungi, Ascomycota, Sordariomycetes, Hypocreales, Cordycipitaceae. The record is from RefSeq and is a predicted model, not a curated record. The transcript has 2 exons.
AUGCCUUCAUUAAAGACGACGAUGCUCGCGGUUCUAGCCGCCACCGCCACGGCCAUGCCCGCUACUGUCCGCCUCACUCCGCGUCAGAUGCAGUACCACUCGCUCGCCAAGCGACAGCAAGAGGAAGCGGCUGCUGGUGGCCUGAGUGACUUUGACAUUUUGCAAUUCGCCCUCACGCUCGAAAACCUCGAAAACACCUUUUACCAGCAAGGCUUUGCCCGGUUCCCCGCCUCCGACUUUGCCGCCCUCGGCCUCGACGAGCAGGCCAUCAACGACCUCCAGCAGAUUGGCCAGACCGAGGCCCAGCACGUCGGCCUGCUGCAGUCCUCCCUCGCCCAGGGCGGCGUCCAGCCCGUCCAGCCCUGCGAGUACGAGUUUGGCUUCACCGACGCCGCCGGCAUGGUGCAGACGGCCGCCGUCCUCGAAAACAUUGGCCUCUCGGCCUACCUCGGCGCCGCCCCGCUCCUCACCGACAAGGCCAUUCUCGGCACCGCCGGCUCCAUCCUCACCAUCGAGGCCCGCCACCAGUCCUCCAUCCGCGUCUUCUCCAAGCAGGUCGCCGUGCCCCAGGCCUUUGACGCGCCCCUCAGCCCACGCGCCGUCUUCUCCCUCGCCGCUCCCUUUAUCAAGUCGUGCCCCGACGGCUCCAACCUCAAGAUUGACCCCUUUCCCAAGCUCGCCAUGAUGGAUGGCCCCGCCGGCGAAGGUGAAGGUGCGGCCGGCGGCAACGGCACCGGGGAGGCAAGCAGCAGCAGCAGCAGCAGCGAAGGCGGGAGCAGCAUGACGCUCUCAGUCGGCUCCGAAUUUCGCGUCCAGGCCGAAGGCGGUUCCGAGUCCACGGCGACCGGCUGCGGAUUCACCUCUGGUUCCAAAACCUUCUUUUCCGAAUUCAAGGAAGGAAAGUGCAACGUCCCCGAGAAUGUGGCUGGCGUCACCUAUGUAACGCUGACCAAGGAGACGCCGCUCGACGGCAAACUGUUGGACGACAACGUUGUUGCUGGUCCCAUGGUCGUGACUAUUACUUAA